AUGGACAUAUUUUUCCAUGUGUCAGCACAGCGUUGGAUCCUGUUUGACGAAGAGUCAAAGCCUAAACGUGAGGGCAGAGUGCGACUGGUGGGGGAUCUGCCGUCAUCUGGUCGUGUGGAGGUCUACCAUGAUGGACAGUGGGGUACAGUUUGUGAUGACGGAUGGGAACUGGCUAAAGCACAAGUGGUGUGUCGUGAGCUGGGUUUUCCUGGAGCUAUAUCGGUUACGCCUGGAGGACAAUAUGGUGAAGGUUCUGGUCCAAUCUGGCUGGAUGACAUGAACUGUAAAGGCUCGGAGAGCUCAUUGUCUGAAUGCAGCUUCAAAGGCUGGGGUGUUACUGACUGCUCACAUGCAGAGGAUGCAGGAGUGGUCUGUGAGACUGGUUCAAACAUAACCAGCAAUCGUCAGUUCUUUCUGGAUAACAGUCUGGGUUUGUCUGAUGAUCUUGGUCUUCUGUUUGACAGUGGAGAUGGUUGCGAUUUCAGAAUUAAUGUACGAGAUGUCAGUGAAGAGGAAGAAUUGACAUUCUGUGUGCACAGCAUGAUCCUCAUGUUUUAUCCAGAACUAAACAUAACAAAUUACUCCAGAAACCUCACAGUGGAUGUCAGCCAGACCUGCCAUCCUCAUGUCUCUGCUUUUCUUAUGUAA
Messenger RNA from Sinocyclocheilus rhinocerous, 648 nucleotides. Its product is annotated as galectin-3-binding protein A-like. The record is from RefSeq and is a predicted model, not a curated record. The coding region runs from base 1 to 648 and encodes 215 amino acids. Gene Ontology annotation, cellular component: membrane. NCBI's taxonomy places the organism in Eukaryota, Metazoa, Chordata, Actinopteri, Cypriniformes, Cyprinidae. The transcript is spliced from 4 exons.